Tigriopus californicus is the source of this 738-nucleotide messenger RNA. Its product is annotated as calmodulin-alpha-like. Gene Ontology annotation, molecular function: enzyme regulator activity; calcium ion binding. The record is from RefSeq and is a predicted model, not a curated record. Bases 222 to 698 code for a protein of 158 amino acids. The transcript has 4 exons. Gene Ontology annotation, cellular component: myosin II complex. Lineage: Eukaryota; Metazoa; Arthropoda; Copepoda; Harpacticoida; Harpacticidae.
UUUGGAAUAGCAGUUAGUAUUCACGGAAAUAUCGAGCACGAGUUUUGCUUCCCAUUUCCAGAGAAUAACAUCCACCGGAAACUGUAUCAAAGAUCGAUAGUCAUCUCCAACGAAGGGUUGAACAUUUGCCACCAACACAUUUUUCUCCCGCUAGAAAGGGUUAAUCAAAACAUUGAGAGUUGAUCCAAUUUCUCCAAGCUUGAGCAGACAUCAGCUUGAGGAUGGCAGAUAAAAUCAGUAGCGAGGACAUUGCCCGAUUGAUGGAGGCAUUUCACCUUCAGGAUGUUGAUCAAGAUGGUUUGAUCUCUACCAAACAACUAGGCGAAGUCCUACAUACAUUGGGCCAAAAUCCAACCGAAGCUGAACUUCAAGAUUUGGCAUAUGCUAUGGAUACCAACGAGAGUGGAACGAUCGACUUGCCGGAAUUCCUUCACAUGAUGGCCAUCAAAAUGGCUGAAGUCAACAUGGAAGAAGAGAUCUUAGAAGCAUUCAAGAUUUUUGACAAAGAUGGAAACGGCUUAAUCAGUUCAAGAGAAUUGAAGCACGUUAUGGCCAAUCUCGGCGAGUGCUUAUCGGAGGAUGAGGUCGAGGCCAUGAUCAAGGAAGCUGAUAGUGACGGAGAUGGCAGUAUCAACUACGCAGAGUUCUUCGUGAUGAUCAGCAAAUCGUUUGAACACGAGGGUGGGAAGUUCUCGUGAUGAGUUGAAACAAUACAAGUUUGGAAAAGUUCAAUUCUUU